Molecule: messenger RNA, 5936 nt
Organism: Hyphopichia burtonii NRRL Y-1933
Lineage: Eukaryota; Fungi; Ascomycota; Pichiomycetes; Serinales; Debaryomycetaceae
Gene: SRB9
Product: Srb9p
Exons: 1
Coding region: 126-5873 (1915 amino acids)
Biological process (GO): regulation of transcription by RNA polymerase II
Cellular component (GO): mediator complex
Molecular function (GO): transcription coregulator activity
Source: RefSeq, a predicted model, not a curated record
AUCCCAUUAAAAAAAGUCGAAUUGUCAUUAGCCGCCAGUUUCAACCAGGCUCGUUCUAAGCAAAUACAACGGGAGAACUCCAACGGGUACAUUACCUCCUUCAGAAAUAGAGACCAGUGUUUGAAAUGUUGACGGAAAGUCUCAAUGCAUCCCGCAUACUAACCAAUUUUUAUAAGUUGGGACAUCUAUCAAAUGUGUCAUACACGGUGUAUGGCCAAAAAGCAUCCACCGAGCUAAAUGAUCAAUCUUUACUAGAGUUGGAAUUGUCAAUAAGGUACGAUCACCCUCGUGUGUUAGUCACUUACUACAAUAAAUGCUUGUACCAGUUUGUUCUUACGUAUGAAAAUGAUACAGCGGAUUCAAAUGGAGAUCAGGAGUGGAAAAAUGAAGACGAUCAACAAAAUGAACAAAAUCAAGAACCGGUGCAACAGAGUCAGCAGCAUAACACCAACUAUACCCCUCCGUGGGAUCUAUCCAAAGAAUACCCUCGUUUAGAAGUUAAAUUCUGCAAUAACGUUCCAGUGGAUUAUUUAUCGAAUCCAAACUCCAAAUCAAUUGAUCGUAAAGAUGAAUACCUUGCAUACGCUAGUUUGAGUUUUUUGAAGGCUAUUAAAAAACUAGUCUUAUAUAAUUUGUCAUUGAAUAACGUUGCUCACUUAUUUGGUAAUCAUGCAGUCGUCAAUCAAAAUUUAUCCAAUUCAAUCAUUCAUAUAGAUCCAAUCUUAUUACCUAAUGGUGACUUAUUAUUAUCAAUAUCGACAAAGCGUAAUCUUUCGCUAUUCAACUCUUCAAUAGUCGAUCAUAAUGAUCCGAUGGCUCUAGACUCAAAUUUUAUCAUUUAUUUGAUCCCUUCCGGGAUUAGAUGUCAUUUAUACGACAAUGUGAAUAAAAAACAAAGUUUUACUUAUAAUCCUCCUAAAAAUUGUGAAAACUUGAUCAAGUUGAUCAGAUUAAGUACUGGAGUAGACUUAUCAAAUGAAAAAUUCUUAUGGGUUAAACUUAUUCCAAAUUUGCAGCAUCUUAACAACCAAACUUCAAAUAUCUCCAAGUUCGUUCAUCUGGUUGACAAUAAAAAAUUCAUUCUUUGGCCUUGGAAAUUAUGUCUUUUGCAAUUCGGUUAUAUUGAAAAGCAAGUAUAUGAUAAUCAAAACCACCUUUCUCAAAAUCAACCAUUCAGAAGCUCCUCUUCUGACAUUGACCCCUUAGGUCUUAUAUCUGACUUUAUGGACUUUAGCAUUUCAACUCACCAAUCCAAAUCAUCAUCAAAUAACUUUACUGCCCCAAGUGCUAGCGCUCUUUCAACUGGUCCAAAUUCUACUGGACCGACAAAUAAUGAAACUGGCAGCACUGUUAAAAAUGAAGAUCACCUAGACAUGACUAAUAGCAUGAUGAAUGAUAUUUUCGAUAUAUCCAUGGCACCUAACGAGUCAAUGAAUUUUUUCCAAAAUGAAACGAAAGACACUCAUCAAGAUCAAAAAGGUAAUCAUUUGAACGAAGGUGAUCAAAUGAUCGAAGAAAAUCAAGAAGAACAAGAAAAUCAAGCCAAGGAGGAAGAUCAAUUGGACGAUCUAUUUGGGGAUGAUAGUAGUGAUGAAGAUCAGUCACAAGCAGCAAAGCCAGUUGAGCCUCAAUUCGACAAUAACUUUGACCUGCAACCAUCAUCUCAACCAAUUGAGGUUGACGAAGAAAACAAACCUAUACAAGCAGAUAAAGAUUCUACGAAAGAGCUUGACUUAUUUUAUGAAACACAGCAAGAUGAAAGCAAGAAAGAUCCAGAAAAGGAUGUCGAGAAAGAGUUUAAGGAACCUAAACCAAGAUCAUCUACUUCAGCUUCUAAUAGCACUUAUAUUGAUAUUCCAAAAGAUCAAAUGACCAUAGCUCCAUUACGUUAUUUAAAAACUCAAACUCCUCAAGUAUACGAUGAUCCAGGUGCCCCAUUGCCCAUUGUGCCAACCCCAAUAAUACCCUCUUCGGCACCUCAAUCUUCGGGAACUAUUCCUGAUCAAAAAAAUAGUUUCAAUGACCUGAAGAACUUAAACUUCUAUAACAACCAUCUAGGUCAUAUUGGAAGUUCAUGGACCCCUUCAGGUGCUCCCGAAAUUGACAAUAAGUCGGUCUUUUCUCCUCUUUUAUUCAACCCAAUAAUUAAAAGCAAUAUAGAUACAAAAUACGGGAAGGGAGGGAAAUUUUAUGUCGAUAAAGAAUUAUCAGCUGGUUCUGAUAGUGAAUCAAAAAAGAGAAAGUUACGAGCAACAAGUGUCAGUGGGUACGAAUAUCCAGCUAAAAAAGAAGAUCGUGGUCAUAGUUUUGAUAUUCUGAAUGAAAGAGGGUUGGGCAUAAUUCGCUCAGAAAAUCAAGAUCGUGGAAUUGUCAGUAAUGAAGAUAAUGAAAAUGCAAUUGCAGAUGAUGAUGAUCCUAGCGAUCAAAGUGACGAUGAUGAAGAAGAAGAUGACGAUGAUGAAGAAAGUGAUGAAGAUGAAGACAUUAAUCAAAACAAGGUUGCUGAUCACUCAAAGGAACAGAACUCCCCACCUUUGAAGCUCAAUACUGAUAACGAUCAAGGAUCAUCGAAUCAAGGAAAUAAUUUGGAUACAACUCAAAAGCAACUCAACCCAUCAACUUUAACCAAUACAGGUGGAUUUUUCUCUCCAUUGGGUCAAGCUGCAAAAUAUAAUACUGGUUCCAAAUUUGAUUCUCCGCUUGGAAUGAAUUCAAGCUUUGUUGAUAACAACCAGAUGGUAACAGGAUCUCCAUCCAGUAUUUUUGAUAACAAACACUUACAACCUCCUCCUUCUGCUCCGGUAUUUCAAGAUGACUUUCAAGGUCAUGAGUCGUUUUCACCUGAUGAUGACUCUAAGAAAGACCAGUCCCCAGUAAGCACUGGUAACACUCCUGCCGUGUCUUCACCGUCUAAGACUGUCGGAAUUUCUGAAUCGUCUAACUGCUUACCUUUGAUAUUAAGAGGGAUAAAUGUGGUUUCAAUACCAAGUUUGUUUCUUUUAAACAAUAUAAGUGGAUCCAUGAAUAUUUCAACCGUGACAUCCGACUUUAAUAUGGAUGUUGAUGAAGAAGAGAAUGAUUUCGAGAUAAAUCAGAAUAAUGAAUUGGUAGUGAAAGUCAAUCAUUUAGACGAAUUUCUUAAAUGGCUUGGCCUGAAUUUAGUGUUUGACUUGGGAUUAAAUAAAUAUGAAUCGAAUUUAAGAUUGAGUUUGCCCUCAAAUGCAUCUAAGCUUACCGAAAAUGAUACAUUUAGCUCCGUAGAUAUUGGUGUACCAAUAUCUCAAUUUGAAUCCAAAUUCUUCAAACUAUUUCCAUUAUGUUAUAAAGUAAGUUUGAAUGAAUUCAUAAACGAAAUUAGUCCACAGGAUCCUCAAGAUAGUACAGUACAGGAUGAACUCACCAAUCAACUCAGCUUCUUAGAUGAUAUUGCGAAUGAUGACAUCCUCAAUCCGAAGUCACAGUUGAAGAAAUUAAAUUCAAUUAAAUGGGAUUCAUUUUACACAGUUAAUCAACGGAACGAAGAAAAUUAUCGUCAUUAUAAAGAGAUAAUUGAAAGCUUUAAUAAAGUAAAUUCAUACAUAAAGAAUGAUGAAGACCAUCUUUUCCAGUUAUUGGAUAAUAAAGCUAGGGUCCUCAAAAACAACGACGAGAUCAUCAACUUAAAUAGCGUUGGUCUCAGAUUCUGGGGAUAUUUGAAUUACAGCCCACUCAAUGGGCCCAAGAAUUUCCAGGUCUUAUUAAUUUCGGAAAGAGGUCAAGAAGAAAAUAAUUGUAAUUCCGAGUUUUUAAACUCAUUAAUUUAUAACUAUAAUGAGGGACAUUUCGGGAAUAUAACUAAAUUGAACCUACAAAGCCUUGAUUCCAAACAGGAUUUUGAAAGUAUUAAUGAUGGAUUGUUAUUGAUGAACAAAGGAGAAGAUAGUGUUACAUCGUCAUACACUGACGUUUAUAAGAAGAUCAAUAAACGGUUGACGUCUUUGGUAGAGUUGAUAAAACUAGACUUAAUAAACAAAACCAAUAGUUUCGAAUUUGAUCGUCCAUUAUUACUAUUUUUUGUUGACUUUGAUGAUAAUGUUAACUCCAUGUUACAAAUAUCGAAGAUAUGCCGUAACUUCAAGUUAUUUUUGAAUCAAUAUCAAUUACCUUUAGUUGAAAUUUUUACACAUGUUAUUCCAGCUUCUUUCAUCUUUAAACAAGUUGCCAAUCAAAAAUCAGUCAGGUACUUAUCUAACUAUAAACUUAGUAGAAUAUCCAUGACUUUGUAUAACAAAUGCCCCGACCCUUUCCUGGGAUUAAAAUCAUUGACGAAUAAACAAUUAACUAAGUCGUUAUUCACAAACUUAGUGAAAUCCCCUCCUAGCAAGCUUCAAUUCAAAUUUUUGUCUAAUGGUGGGAAGGAAAGUACAAGUUUGGCAUAUAAUGACGAUAUAUUUUUACAUUUGGCUUAUGAAAGAACUGUGGAUAAAAACUGGGUUUCAGCAGCAUGGUCUGAUCCGUUUGGUGUUACCACUCAUGUCAAAUCUUGGUACUGUUCGCCUACUAAUAAUAAGAAACAUACUAAAGAUAUUUAUGAAAUGGGUGAGGUUAUAGAUGAGAUUUGGAAUAUUUCUAAUGAAUUAUUCAAGACUUUGAAUGCCGAAAUAAUCAAAAAGACAAGUGGUUUAGGUGGUAAGAAAUUCUUGGUCUUAACAAGAAUUAAUAACGUUAUUCCCGAUGACGAAUUGGUUCAUUGGAAGAGACUUAGUAUGAAAUAUAAAGAUGUUUCAUUGAUUGUUUUGUCAGUCAACAGGACUCCUAGGGUUUUAUUCAAUGUUGACUUCACUUCGAACCGUGACGUCAGUCCAGAUGAUAAUGAUCUUGUACAAGAUGAUGCUAGCAAUGCAUCCAGUAACAACAACGUUGGAUUGAGUACGGCUGCCGCUACAAUAGCAGGAAGCUCUAACAGUACAACUGGUCUGAACAGUUCUGGUAAUACUGUAGCUGGACAAGCACAACCUUCAUCGGCAUCGGGUUUGUUGACCGGACUAAACCAACAACAACAGGGCCAACAAAAUCCAUCAUCCAAUAUUGUCUCUGGGGGACAAAAGAAUGCAGCACCUACUGGUAUGGGAAGUGCUACUACACCUUCAGCACCAGGCUCAGCUCCGGAUUUUUUCAAGAAUUUCAACAACUUUCCUCCUUCAAGUAAUUCUAGUCCUACAACUACUGGUGCCACCAUGAUAACGUCACCAUCUCAUAAUGGAGGCAUUAAUUUCCAUUCUCCACAACAAUUCUUGAACGCCCCCGGUAACUUUUUAUCGCCACAAGACUUGGUAGGUACUGGAGCUUCUGGGACGGCCAACAAUGUUACUACCAAUGGACAUAGCACUGUUGGAGCAGGUGUUAAUAGUGCCAAUGGACCAGGAAUCAUAUUCAAUGAAUCGGAUGUUGUUUUACAUGAUCGUAAUAGCGACAUAACAGCAGUGAUCCCCCGUACAGCCUUACCGUCAUUUACUUCCCCUUCAAAACUAGGAAUGAAGAUCGGAUAUUUGUUGAAAGAGUGUGGAAAUGAUUCAGAAGAAGUUGGUGAUGGUGGUUCUGUUAAAAAAUAUCUAGUCUAUGAAACCACUAUACUCAGUUGUUCCAAUUUCUGGAAACUUGACGCGAUCAUGAAGAUAAUGUUGGAGCAAUAUAAAAAAUUAAUAUCAUUGAAUGAUAUUUUGGGCUUAACUGAAAUCCAAACGUCUACUUCAUCUACAAAAGUAGACGUUACUACAGAUAAUUUCGAUCAACAGGAAGUAGAUCAUAAGGACGCGGUUCUGUUAGUGCCCUGGCACAUCAAUGCCGUCGGUAAGUCCUUAGAUUACUUGAUCCAUGUAUCGGUGGAAGAGUAAAGCAUUCUUCAAAUAUACGAAUUUUGCAUCUUUAAUAUCGGUUUGUAAGUCUCAGUCGCGUGU